Messenger RNA from Megalobrama amblycephala (Wuchang bream), 5447 nucleotides. Its product is annotated as activin receptor type-2B. Bases 472 to 2007 code for a protein of 511 amino acids. Gene Ontology annotation, biological process: cellular response to growth factor stimulus; activin receptor signaling pathway; protein phosphorylation. Gene Ontology annotation, molecular function: ATP binding; activin binding; activin receptor activity. NCBI's taxonomy places the organism in Eukaryota, Metazoa, Chordata, Actinopteri, Cypriniformes, Xenocyprididae. The transcript is spliced from 11 exons. Gene Ontology annotation, cellular component: plasma membrane; activin receptor complex. The record is from RefSeq and is a predicted model, not a curated record.
CAGCAGUGAGUCCACAGUGGCCCUGAUGAACAUCCGGGUUUCCCGCUGGCACCGCUGCUGUGGCUCUCAGGAGCCAUUUUGGACGCUGUUCAGCUUUUCGCAUGUCAGUCCCUCCUGCCCCCUCCAACUGCCCCGGCAGAGGGGGAGAAACACACAAGCUCGUACACACAAGGGGGCUUCGCUUCUACUCCAAGCGUCCACCAAACUCACGCUCCCACCACGAGCUCCUCCAUGCUGCCCGGUCAGAAUGAACUGCUGGAUGUUUGUGGCAUCAGGGACUUUAUUUCCGAUCAUCUCGCUUCUGAGGGAUACAUUGUGUUGUUGUGAAUGAGAGCUCGUGUUGUUAUUGUAGCGUUGAAGAAUCGCGCGCAGGCCCGCGGCUCCUUCGCGUUCAUGUGUUUUAUUUCAUACUUAAAUGCUUUCACGGCAUAAAGAACAGCAUUUAGCGCCAGGAUCCUCAAAGGAAGGAAUAUGUUUGUUCCCUGGCUGUCUUUUGCGCUCAUCUUGUGCACAGGAGCCAGUCAUGCGGAGGUGGCGACCAGAGAGUGCGUCUACUACAAUGAUAACUGGCGGACAGAGAAAACCAAUCAGAGUGGUUUUGAGAGGUGUGAGGGGGAGAAAGACAAGAGGCUGCACUGUUACGCCUCCUGGUUGAACACCACCGGAACCAUCCGCCUGGUCAAAAAAGGCUGCUGGCUCGACGACUUCAACUGUUAUGACAGACAGGAGUGUGUGGCCACAGAGGAGAGUCCCCAGGUGUUCUUCUGCUGUUGUGAGGGAAACUAUUGCAAUGAGAAAUUCACACACCUGCCAGAAGCCAUCACCCCUGCAGUAAAAAUCCAGCCUCCAGAACCAGGCCCAUCUCUCAUGGGCGUGCUGGUUUAUUCCCUUCUUCCUCUGGCCAUUCUCUCUCUGGCUCUGGUGCUCGCCUGCUGGACGUACCACCAACGAAAACCACCCUACAGACACGUCGACAUCGGCCAGGAUGCUGGUCUUCCUCCACCGUCUCCUCUGGUUGGACUGAAGCCCCUGCAGUUGCUGGAGUUGAAGGCCAGGGGGCGCUUUGGCUGUGUGUGGAAAGCCCAGUUACUGAGCGAAUACGUGGCGGUGAAAAUAUUUCCAAUCCAGGACAAGCAGUCAUGGCAGAACGAAAGAGACAUUUACCUCACUGAGGGUUUUAAACAUGAGAAUAUUCUACACUACAUCUCAGCAGAAAAACGAGGCACCAACCUUCAGAUGGAGUUGUGGCUGGUCACAGAAUUCCACGAAAGGGGCUCGCUAACAGAUUACCUGAAGGGGAACCCUGUGAGCUGGCCUCAGUUGUGCCAUAUUUCCGCAAGUAUGUCCCGUGGCCUGGCGUACCUUCAUGAAGACCUUCCUUAUCGUGCAGAGGGACCGAAACCAGCCAUUGCACACAGAGAUUUCAAGAGUAAGAAUGUCCUUCUCAAGAUGGAUUUAAGUGCAGUGAUUGCGGAUUUUGGGUUGGCGGUCCGCUUUGAGCCUGGGAAACCGCCUGGAGAUACACACGGCCAGGUGGGAACUCGACGUUACAUGGCUCCAGAGGUGCUGGAGGGAGCCAUUAAUUUCCAAAGGGACGCCUUCCUAAGGAUCGACAUGUACGCUCUAGGACUGGUGCUCUGGGAGCUGGUGUCUCGCUGCACCGCCUCUGAUGGUCCUGUAGGUGAGUACCAGCUGCCCUUUGAGGAGGAGGUGGGCCAGCACCCUUCACUGGAGGACCUUCAAGAUGUGGUGGUCCACAAGAAGAUGCGGCCCGUUUUUAAAGACUGUUGGAUUAAACAUCCGGGUUUGGGUCAGUUAUGCGAGACCAUCGAGGAGUGCUGGGACCACGACGCUGAGGCGCGACUGUCGGCGGGCUGCGUGGAGGAACGCAUCUCCACCAUCUCCAAGGCAAACAACACCAUCAACACGUCUACCUCAGAGUGCCUGGUCUCCAUGGUGACAUCUGACAGCGAUACGGACCUUCCACCCAAAGAGUCCAGCACUUGAACGCCGACCUUCAAUCAUCAGGGACUGCGUUCAUCGCUGCGGAGCGGACACCUCUCCAGUAAUGUGAACUUUGCUGCUAAUUUGAUCUCUUGAUCGUCAUGUAUUUAAUUGUUUCUUUCUUCUCGCAUCGUUGGAUCGGUUUCACCAGCACAUUCAUCUACUGUAUUCUUCCGAGAGGAAGGCAGACACAAAAAAAACCUCAAACGUGAGAAGACUGAACUCUCAGAGGGCAUUCAGGGGAUUGUUUCAGACUGCUGGGAUAUGAGCACACGUUACCUCAUCAGUUUUAAUGCCAUUUUUAUGUUGUUUUUUUGCCUUCACUCCAUGAAUACCUCCAUCCGAACGCUCUACCCUGGUUUUAUCGAGACUACGUGACGAUCUGAAGACUGUUACACAAAAGCAACCUUCCCAAGAGCACACAAGGUCCUCUUUGUUCUCAGUGAAUUUUAGCAUAGUUUUAUUGCUGUUUAACUGUACCCUUUCUUCCCUGAAAUGUCUCGUGGGAUGUUGUUUUUCUUAUUUCCGUUCGUAACGGCAGUCGUCCGGGACACUGGAAGCUGAAGGCAGCAGGACUGUUAUGAUUUGAGUUGCCUUUCGGAGCGUCGGGAUUGAUUUUAAUGUAGCAUCCGCUUGUCGUUGAAGCAUUAUAUUGAAGUAUCUGAUAUCAGAAGUGCCAUCAGUAGAGCAUCCCGAGCGGCGUGUUUUAGCGUUCGUUGUUUCCGCGUGACAAGAGCUGCAGUUGCGGCCGCACAAAGACCAGUGCUGCGUUACAGGUUUGAUUUCAAUCACAGCGAAAUGUAUGGGUGCAUCAGGAAAGUGUGUGAUGUUUAUCCACUACACUACUCUCAGGUAAACUCUGUGCACGUGAUUGUGUGACCGCUCACUUUUACAGCAAUAGUUCUCAGCAGUAUGGUGAAUCUCACCAAGAAAAACCUGGGUCAUAAAUCAUCUGAAAAUCAAAAUAAAAAAAAGUCUAAUUAUGCACUUAUGAACAUUUGUGCUCAAAGAAAGUCAAGCUUAUUCUUAGGGUCAAGAGUUUUUGCAUUGUGGCAUUAUUUUCAUAAACGUUAAGCACAUUUUAAGGAACCUUAAUAUAUAUUUAAUUUGUAGAGCACAACUGUAAAAUAUAUUUACAGAUGUGCAUUACAAAUUCAUUUUUUUUUUCUUGCAUUACAGUAAUUUUUAUUAUUAUUAUUAUUAUUAUUAUUAUUAUUAUUAUUAUUAUUAUUAUGGCCGGAAUUGUCACAUCACAAUAUAAAAAAAGGAACAUUUAAUUUAGCAGAAAAAAGCAAAAUUUGGGCAUAAAUUUUAUAACGGUGAAUUGAAGCAACAAUUUUCUCCCUUAAAUGAUCAUUACUGUAAUGCGAAAAAAAUGCUGUCCCGCAGUAUAAAAAUAAUUUCAAAUGAUUUUUGUUCUGUUGAUGUUAUGCACAACAAAAAAUACCUUAAAUGUAUUUACAAUCAUGUUUUACAAUUUAAAUAUUUUUUCUUGUAUCAAAGUAAUGAGAAUAAGUUAUUUGCAUUGCUGUAAUAAGGAAAAAAAUGUGCCAAACUAUUAUGAAAAUAAUAUCACAAUGCAAAAAACAUAAUGGUCCUAAAAUAGGCUUCAUUCUCUUCAUGGAACAUUUAAUUUAGCAGAAAAUAAAGCUAUUUUUUGGGCUGUUUCAGCAUUAAUUUUAUAACAAUUAAGCAACAAUUUUUCUCUCACCAAAUAUCAUUACCGUAAUGCGAAAAAAUACUGUCCUGCAGUGUAAAAUAAUUUCAAAUGAUUUUUGUUGUAUUGAUGUUAAGCACAAAAAAAAUGACAUUAAAUAUAUUUACAGUUGUGUUUUUUUCAAUUUAAAUAUUUUUUUUCACAUCCUAGUAAUGAGGGGGCUGUUCUACCAUUAAUUUUAUAACAAUUAAGCAACAAUUUUCAACCCUAGAUUUUCAUUACCGUGAUGCAAAAAAUUAAAAAAAAAAAAAAUCUUUUUUUUUUUUUUCCAUUACUGUAAUGAGGAAAAAAAUAUCCUAAAAUGUCCUUAAAAUAAUGUCACAAUAUUAAAAAAUCAGAAUGGUCCUAAAAUAUGCUUCGUUUUCUUUAUGGAACAUUUAAUAUUGCAGAAAAUAAAGCUAUUCUAGCAUUAAUUAAAUAAAUAAAAUAAAGUUUAAAAUAAAAAAUAAAGCUAUUUUUUUGGCCGUUUCAGCAUUAAUUUUAUAACAAUUAUGCAACAAUUUCCUCCCCCAAAUUAUCAUUACCAUAAUGCGAAAAAUCAAACCACAGUUUUGUUUUUUUUUGCUGUUGUUGUUGUUUUUUUCCCCUCCAUUACUGUAAUAAGGAAAAAAUGUUCUAAAAAUGCAACAUUUAGUUUUUUUUUUUUCUUUUGAUUUUCGGGGUGAAACAUGACCCGGAUAUUUCUUGAUUCGCGAUCAUCUCGGCAGUGGUGAUCUUCACAGAGCUCGCCUGUUUCACGCAAUAACUUGACCAGUGAAGAAGACUGAAUGUCCGUAGUGCUGUAAUCUACUCUGUCAAACUGUUCAAUCCUCUCAUGGACUCCCAGUGUUGUUCAGAAACAGGCAGCUUUUAUCAAACUCAUUCAGCGUAACACUAAAAUCAUCACUGAAUAUCGACCUUCAUACGCUCAGUGAUUAGAUAUACCUCAGAUAUUGUGAGUUAUAUAUAUAUAUAUAUAAAUAAAAAGUAUUUUAUUCUGUUUUGUGGUAGCAAUAUAAUUUAAUAUACAGCUGCUUUUCUGUGAUUUUUAAGGAGAUUGUUUUGUUUUUAAUCCGUUAUUUUUUUAACAGAAGGUGCUCUGACUUUGAUUGCCAGGUGCUCGGUGCAUUUCACAAAGUUUUUUUGCUUUGAGUCAAGCAUCCGCAGGUUAAAUGGCUUCUGUGGUUCAGAAUAACUGUUCUCCGAGGACACGCAAACCUUUCACAGUUGUGUUUUUCUUUUGUUUUUCAUUUGUUUGUUUGUGUGGUACAUGUAUUUUCUUCCUUCCUCUCCACCUUAAUCGUAUUAAGUUGGAUUUGUCUAUUAUCAAAUCAGGGAUUUGAAAUAUAAUUAAAGUAUUGCAGUGCAAGUUGUGCAAAUUUAGUUUAAGCCAAACUUUGUAUCCUAUCAGGUGUUGAUGAUGUGUGAUGUAUAUAACGUUAAUAGAUCUGCUAACUGAUGUAGUUGAAGCACCUUUUACUCUUAUUAUAUUUCUCUGCAUUUCACACAAACCCUGAAGAAGUGUUCAUGCAUUAGGACUACCUGAGUAUAGAUUUCCCACAAUCCUUUGCUGGCCUGAUGUGGGCUGGUUCUCAUUAAGGAGAUGAUGGAGGUCUGUUGAUGUGUUUUUUUUAUUUUUACUGCUGCUAAUGUAGUAAAUGUGUUGUGUUGCCCCUGUUUGGGUCAUUUCAGAUUCUGCUGCCAUGUUCAGUAUUUUGUUGAAUUAAACAUUUGUUUCUCACUUAAA